Molecule: messenger RNA, 3821 nt
Organism: Clunio marinus
Lineage: Eukaryota; Metazoa; Arthropoda; Insecta; Diptera; Chironomidae
Source: the annotation of a GenBank genome assembly
AUGAAAAUCGCUGUUAUUGGAGCUGGUGCUGCCGGUUUAGCAGCUAUUAAAAAUUCCAUUAAUUAUGGAUGUGACGUAAUUUGCUUUGAACAGAGUGACAAAGUUGGAGGCACAUGGGUGUAUACAGAUGAAAUUGGUGUAAAUAAGUUCAAUCUUGAUGUACACAGUAGCAUGUACAAAAAUUUAGUUACUAACUUGCCAAUUGAAUUGAUGUGCUAUCCUAAUGAGAAGUUUCCGGAAAAUGAACAAUCUUUUGUCACAUCAGAAGUUGUGCUUGAUUACUACGAGCAUUAUGCUGAUAAGUAUAAUCUUCGUGAUAAUAUAAAGUUUGAACAUCACGUUUUAAGCGUACGUCCCAUUAAAGACGAGACAUGGGAAGUUAUAGUAAAUAAUCUUUCAAGAUCUACUCAUGAAACAUACAUUUUUGAUGCAAUUUUGGUUUGUUCGGGACAUUUCCAUUCUUGUCACAUUCCAAAAUACGGAAGUAACUUCAAGGGUCACCAAAUACAUUCUCAUCAUUAUCGAACAGCAGAAAAAUUUGAGAACGAGGCAGUUCUUAUAAUUGGAGGCAAUUUCAGUGCGGUUGAUAUUGUACAACAGACUGCAAAAUAUGCAAAAUCCAUCUUAUGGUCUCAUCAUAAUAAAACAGAACCUGAUAUAACAGCUUUUGGUACAAACGUUCGGCAAAAACCCGAUGUUAGAAAAUUUAAUGAAGAUUGUUUAGAAUUCAUUGACGGUUCUGUUGAGAAGAUCACCUGGAUAAUUUAUUGUACGGGUUAUGAAUUUAAAUUUCCAUUCUUAUCAGUUGAUUGUGGUAUCAAUACCACGGAUGAUUAUGUGAAGCCUCUGUUCAAGCAUUGUCUCAAUAUCAAUCGACCAACAAUGGCAUUUAUUGGUCUACCCAAUCUUAUCUGCCCUAAUCAAUUGUUUGACUUACAAAGUCGAUUUGCGUUGACUUUCAUUACUAAACGUCGCAAUCUGCCAUCACGAGAUGACAUGAUAAAAGAUCAGGAACUGGAUUUAAGCUCGAGAUGGAAACGAGGAUUACCAUUAAAAAAAGCCCAUCUGAUGGGGCCUGAUGUGCAACAUGAAUAUUAUGUCGACCUUGCUACAACUGCUGAUAUUAAACCAAUCAUGCCUGUUAUUGCCAAAAUGCACAAAUUCACAAACAUCAAUCAUACAAUGCUAUCAAAACUUAAUAUAAAUAAUUUUAUGUGCCUGAGCAACAUUGAAGUUGAUUUCAACCACAAUUUCACUUCAAUUAACGGUAAACCAGGAUUAACAAAAGGUCUGUCAAGUUUAAUAGAAGCAAUAAGAUUUGUACUCGAAUGCAGUGAAUUAGAUUUCAACGAGAUUUGUUCUUCUACAAAUUAUCAGGAAGACAAUCCAAGUGUAUACGUUGAAGCCACUAUUUCAGACCCCUUUGGACGUUCAAACAUAUUCAGAAAAUCAAUUUUUGAUCACACAAUUGUUUAUCAUAUCGAUGGAAAUGUCAGCAAUCAAUUGGAAUUUAAGCGACUGCUGUUAUCAUCUCAAGUAGUGCAACCUUUAAUGUCCACAUUCAUAAUUGAUUCUCAAAUGAUUGAUAUGGUAACAGUUUUGAGAGAUGGAAAAAGAACUAAUUUGAUUGAAACAUUCUGUUAUGAUGAUAAAGAUGAAAUUAUAAGUAACUACAAUCGAAUGUUUCAAUUUAUUGAUGAUGCAAAACAUGAUAUGAAUAUGAAUCUUAAAAAACAAAGAGCUCUUAACGCUGAAAAAAGAAAAAUUCACAAGAAAAAUGAAUCAAACAAGAGACGGUCACAACUUGUGAAAGAAUUUGAUGGAAAAUCAAUCCAAUUUAAUUUGUUUAAAAUUUUUCAUAACGCCAAAUUUCUUGAGUCUGUAGAAAAUUUUAAUCAUGAUGAGCAGUUGCUAAUUGAGGAUUUUGAAUCAUCAAUAGUUGAACAGGAUGAUAUUUUAAUACAUUCAUAUCACAACAAAAACAUUGCCACUGAAGAAAUUAAACAAAUGAAUCAACAAAUUGAGGAAUUAAAUGAAGACUUCAUAAAAUCCAAAGAGCUCCAUAAUCAAAACAAAAUAAUUGACAACGUUCAAAGUAAUCUGAAAAGAUAUUUAGAAACUAUAAAGGAAGAUAUCGCUAAGAGAAUUAGAUCGAUUCGAUGUGACAUAGAACAACUUGAUUUGGAGAAUGCUUUGUGGGAAUUAGAAUUGAAGACAAGAAAAACAGUUGCUUGUGAAGCCGAAAUGGAAGAAUUGCAGGAUGAUCUGAAAAGUUCUUUUCAUACGCUAAAUAAUUUGGAAAACAAAUUUUAUCCUCUCAAUGAAAAAUUAAACGAGCUGAAAACAGUUUUGAUGGAAAAAUUGCAGAAGAAAAAACAACUGGAGAGUUUUCUAGUCCCAAAGUUACAAAGUAUUUCCCCCGAAUCAUCUGUAAACAACAUAAAAGCUCGUGAAAAUAUUCUAAAAGAUUUGAAAGAAAACUUUUCGUCUCGUAUAAUUGGAAGACUUUCUCAACUUUGGCCAACUUCUGGUGAAACUGAUGCAGAUCAUUGCAAUGUUUUCAAACGAUUGGGAGAGUUUUCUGAAACAAUCAUUGUUGAUACAAAGGAAACUGCUCUCGAGUGUAUUAGUUACUUGAAGUUGAAACAACUCUCAGAUAUUAACGAAGCUUUCUUACCACUUAAUGAAUUGUCUGAUCAAAAGACCUCGAAUGACUUUCUUCCUGCCGGUGAACUUCCACCUUACUGUGAAAUCGUCGAAAAGUUAAUCAAAGUUAGUAAUGAGGAACUCAUGAGAAGUUUUAUUUACUUUCUCAAGCCAUCGCUCAUUUGCGGAUCUCUAAACGAGUCUGAGACAUUAAUUACUUGGGAUGGAAUUUGUUUAAAGGAAAACUAUGAAAUUAUUGUUAAAAACUUCAUGGAUUAUAACUCAAUUUCUCUUGUCAAUGGAUUAAUGGAAAACGUCAUAGUUACUCCUGAUGAUCUGCCAGAUAAUGUUUCUCUUAUUCAGGAACAAUUGAAAAGACUUGAGGUGAACUUUGAAUCAUUGCAUCAAAAUUUAAAAGGUAAUGUCAAUGUAGUUGAGAAAUCCCGAGAGUUUCUUAUUGCACUUGACACAUUAAGUCAACAAAUUGAGAAGGAAAGAGGGAAAAUAGGAAAAGAUGUGAGCCAAACUCGAAUCAAACGAAUCAACUCUGAUCUUGCUGCAAUAAGUCAAAAAGUCGCUCUUCAAAAGAAAAAUGUGGGAAGUGUCAAAGAGAAGUUUGAGGAAGUUGCAGUGGAGCGAAAAGAGAGAUUCGUGAAGUGUUUGAAUGCUCUCAACAAUGGAAUUGGUGAAUGUUGUCAACAAAUGUUUGAUGGAAAUGUCAUUGCCAAUCUCAAAGUGGCCAAAAAUAAUGAUGAACCGUAUCUUGGUGAUACAAUUUUCACUUGGUACACAAUUUCAAAUUCACCUAAAAUUCUCACCGAACUUGAUAAAAACUACGAUGCUGCCUUAGCUUUUAUCUUCGCAAUAGUGAAGAUGAAAGGUCACAAAUUAAUCAUUCUUAACGACAUAUCCGGAAAAAUCAGCAAACAUGCCAAAAAGUUUAUUCAUCUUCAAAACGAUUAUCAAAUUAUUUCCAUCUCUUCACGACGAUCUGACAUGGAUACUUCAAACUUCCUUUUACAUCCAGAUUCGAAAUCAAAUUUAUUUACCAUUAAACGAUGUCGUUAAUUGCGCAACUAACAUAUUUCGCUCAAUGUGUUCCUUUCAAUUCAAUGUAGAUACAAUAAAUAAAUUGUUUAAACGAGCGAAUCGUUUUAGUUUCAUUUCACAAGGUC